Mugil cephalus (flathead mullet) is the source of this 1570-nucleotide messenger RNA. It is a transcript of the gene bcl2l10, whose product is annotated as BCL2 like 10. The record is from RefSeq and is a predicted model, not a curated record. Lineage: Eukaryota; Metazoa; Chordata; Actinopteri; Mugiliformes; Mugilidae. Gene Ontology annotation, cellular component: mitochondrial outer membrane. Gene Ontology annotation, molecular function: protein homodimerization activity; protein heterodimerization activity. The transcript is spliced from 3 exons. The coding region runs from base 41 to 736 and encodes 231 amino acids. Gene Ontology annotation, biological process: intrinsic apoptotic signaling pathway in response to DNA damage; regulation of apoptotic process; extrinsic apoptotic signaling pathway in absence of ligand.
UCUGCGCAUAUAAAAACCAGUAAGAGGCGGAGUUACACAGAUGACAGAGCGGCUGAGGGCGACGCACCGAGGUCCUCCUUCCUUCUUUCCUUUCUUCCGUCCUUGCGCCGUCUGUGUGUGCAGAGAGCAGUCUGAUAUCGCUGGGAGGAAAAUGUCCUGUGGGCUGUCGAAAGAGACCCUGGCUCUGGCAGAGCAUUACCUGUCCCAAUGCUGCUCAAGCCCACGUCCAGCCCCUCCACCUCCCAGCGAGUCAGCAGCUGCCAUGAGACGCCUAGCCAGGGACAUGGAGAAGCACCACCAGGCUCAUUUCAACUCCCUGGCCCAGACCUUCCUGAGGCAGUGCAGGCCGGACCUCUGCUCCAGCCUCAGGAAGGUGAUGGAGGAGCUGGUGGGCGACGGACACUUGAACUGGGGGAGGGUUGUUUCCCUUUUCACCUUCGCUGGGGUGCUGGCCAGACUGCUGCAGGAGCAGAACGAUUCGAAGCCGGGGCUGGACUCUAGGACGCAGCAGGAACUGGGACACGGGUCUGUCACCUGCAGACAACUAGCGGAGACCAUAGCUCGUUACCUGGCGGAGGAGAAGAAAGACUGGCUGCUGGAGAAUGGCGGAUGGGAAGGCUUCUGCAAGUUCUCCCUCAACGCCCGAGAGGUGAGUCAGGACUCGUCCAUGAAGACGGCGCUGUUCGCUGCCGCCGGUGUCGGCCUCGCCGGACUCACCUUCCUCCUGGUGCGCUAGCCCUCGUCCGUGUUCUCAGUUUGUUUGGCACAGUUUAGGUAGACAUUUGAAUUCUAACGGCGAUGUCGCGGGGGGAAAAAAAAAAAAACGGAAAAACGUCUUAAUUUGUAGUGAAUUCAGGGUUGUGAUCUUACAUCAUCAAGUGAAUGUUUGCACAUAGUCGGACCCCACACACACACACACACACCAAUACUGACAGUCGGUCACUUGCUCCUAAAGAUUGUAAAAACUAUCAAUGCCUUCAAAAAUUUGGGAGCAAGCGACACCAGUUUGCAUAUCGUGUGUUAUUCGCUGAAGCACAGGGUCACCUCGCUUUCAGUUCGUCAACUGUGCAGCUAAACGACAUCAUUUCAGUUUCGCCAUAGACGUUUUUGUUUUGUUUGUUUUUUUUUGUUUUUCCAUAUGAUCAGCUGCCUUUCAUUCAUGUGUUUACCUGCUUUGUGUAUGUGGUAUAAAGACAUUGUACAAUGUAUAAAUUAAUAUAUUAUAUUUAUAUAAAAUGAAAACGUAAGCAGUGGCCCUUUUCUAACCGACGCACAGUUGACCCAAUUCUUUUCGAGCCUCUCCACUCUCCACCAUUUAUGUGAAAUGUCUGCGUCACAAGGCCAAGCAGAGCCACAGGGUACUUGGUGACCACACAACGGUGCUACAAUAUCUCCAUCGAUUUACUAAACCAGGGACCAAUCUGAACAAACCGUUGCUAUGGAUACCCCCUCCCAAAAAAUCUGUCUAACAUUCUAUUUUUACAUUUUAUUUAUUUCUCACUGUUUUUUUUGUUUUGUUUUGUUUUGUUUUUUUGUUUGUUUUUUUAUAAUAAAAAGAAACAACUAUGAA